This is a messenger RNA of Dictyostelium purpureum, 1659 nucleotides long. RefSeq lists its product as uncharacterized. The record is from RefSeq and is a predicted model, not a curated record. NCBI's taxonomy places the organism in Eukaryota, Evosea, Eumycetozoa, Dictyosteliales, Dictyosteliaceae. The transcript has a single exon. The coding region runs from base 1 to 1659 and encodes 552 amino acids.
AUGUCUAAUAUAGAAAAAUUAGUAUUUAGAAAUAUUUACAUUAGAUCCAAUAUAACAAAACAGUUGGAAUUAUUCAGAGAUAAUUAUACACUAAAAGUAAAUUCAAUUGAAGAUUUUAUAUAUUAUCCAUAUAGAGAAUAUGUCUUUCAUUUAAUCUAUUCAUCUAAAGAAGAAUUUAAAUGGCCUCAUCAGUGUCAAAAUUUGGUAGUAAAUAUACUAACCCUCCACAGAUACAUUCCAUUGAAUGUUAUAGGUAUACCAAGCACAAUUAAAAGAGUGAGAGUAUUAGAAAUUGAAAAUAGAGAAUUAAAAGAGGAAGAAAUACCAAAUUGGGUUGAAGAAUUGUGUUUCAUGUUUGGUUUUGACCAAGUAGUACCAGUGGGGUUAUUGCCACAAGCUUUACACACUUUAAGACUUGGUCAAAACUUUAAUACAAAGUUGUUACCAGGCUCAAUCCCAACAGGUGUCCAUACUCUUUCAUUAGGUGUUCACUACAAUCAUCCAUUGGGGCCAUCAAUUUUGCCACCCAAUUUAGCAGAUCUUAUGUUAUCUUCAUUUUUUAAUCAAGAAAUUAAAAUACUUGAUAUUCCUAGUGUCACCUCUCUUUGUUUGGGUAAUUCAUUUAAUAAACCGAUAGAAGUUGGUGUACUGCCCUCAAACAUCAAAAAACUCAUAUUCUCAACUUUUUUCGAUCAAACUCUUCUAGCUGGUUCUAUACCUUCGAAAUGUAAAUAUCUUUGGCUUGGUCAUAGUUUUAAUAAGCCAAUUUCUGCUGGAGUUUUCCCUGAUGGUAUCUGUUCAAUCGAAUUUUCUCAAAAUUUUGAUCAACCAAUAGAGCAAGGUACAUUCCCAGAUUCUAUAGAGAAAUUAAGUUUUGGUAAUUUCAAUCAAACUCUAAUAAAAAACUCAUUACCAAGAAACCUCAAAAGCUUAAUGUUUGGUGGCUUUGAUAAACCUCUUUCUCCAGGAGCAAUACCAAAUUCAGUGGUUAAUCUCUCGUUUUAUUCAUUCAGUCAUCCACUAGAAAAAAACCAUAUACCAGAAUCAUGCACUAUUCUAAAUCUAGGUUCUAGAUUUAACCAAAUAAUCUCACCUCUAAUCUUACCAAAUUCAAUUAAAAAAUUAACUUUAGGUGGCUAUGACCAAAAUCUUGAUGAACACAGCAUAUCUAGUAGUUUUAUAGUACCAAAUUCAGUGAAUUACCUCAUUUUAGAAAAUUUUGAUCAACCUCUUUCAAAUAGUGACCAAUCAAUUUCAUUUUUUUCUCCAAAUUCAUCACUAACAAAAUUGGAACUUAAUGGUUUUAAUAAACCAAUACUGGAGGGUCAAUUACCAAAGAGUUUAUUAGAUUUAAAAUUUUUUUGUUUUAAUCAAGUUUUAUUACCUAAUGCUCUUCCGCCAAAUCUUUUGUAUCUUAAACUUGGUAUGAGUUUUAAUCAAAACCUUCAUCAAUACUCCAUCCCAUCUUCAUGUAAAGAAAUUGAAUUUGGAAACUCAUUUAAUGCACCUUUAAAACAUGGUGAUCUUCCUGAGGGUUUAGAAGUUGUUUCUUUUGGUUAUAAAUUUAAUCAAAUUAUUAAUGACAAAGAUAUCUUUCCAAGCAAUAUUAAACUAGUAAUUUUCCAUAAUCUCCUAAUGAAAACAAAAGUAGAUCUAUAA